Messenger RNA from Penicillium maclennaniae, 729 nucleotides. RefSeq lists its product as uncharacterized. The transcript has 2 exons. The record is from RefSeq and is a predicted model, not a curated record. Lineage: Eukaryota; Fungi; Ascomycota; Eurotiomycetes; Eurotiales; Aspergillaceae. The coding region runs from base 1 to 729 and encodes 242 amino acids.
AUGGCUCCUAUACGUCGUUAUCUACGCAUCAGCAAGCAUUCUGUUCUUGAGUGCCGUAUCUACCUGGACAGUCCUUCCGAUAACAGAUGGCUCCUUAACCACCGCGAUCCCAUGCUUCCCCGGGUCUUUGAGGCGAUCCGGCCUCUGGUCUUGCCGAAGCUGCGCGAGGAGAAUGAGCGACUAUGGGCGCGCAAGAAGAGCAAACCCGUCAAGGAUGUGAUUGCUGAGGAGGAAUUUGAGGUGGCCAUCUUCCUGCGCGAAUCCCGGACUCGCCAUUCACUUCUGACGCGACAUAAGACAUUUGAACAGCCCGGAAAGAAGGAAGACGCGUUGGCGGACGACAAACCUGGCCGGGGAUUGUCAGAGUCGACAACCGACACAUCCAAGCCGAUCGAUGUGGAGGUCAUUCCCGACAGUGACGAGGAGCCCGAGCUCGACCUACACGAUAUUCCUCGAGCUGAGGACGAGCCAGACAAAAGUGAUAUAUUGCCACGGAGGAAAAGGAGAAGAGUACAGGCGGAUUUGUCGGAGCCUGAAGAUAACAAAGACGAGAAAAAGCUUGGUUUUCAUACCCACUAUGAAAGCUUCAAUAUCUGUGGUUGGGUGUUGUGUCUACUCAUCACCCGUAAAGGUGAUAGAGCCCGGCCAAGUGCUACGAGUGAACCCAGGCAACCGCUCAUGGAGGAAUGGAUCUCAACCCAGGCCCAGACAGCUGCGGACGAGGAUUGA